AUGGGUCGUGCCAAGAGGUCUGAUUCCCACCAAACCACGAGGGGAUCACAGGGGGCUACGGAGAAAGGACCGCUCGACGAAUACCUACACACGCCGAGCAGACAGCCGCGCACCGCCACAGGCCACAAAAUGGCCGACGACCGGACCUCAGCACAGCCGCCCGACACGCAGGAACCCUCACUGUCGGACAUUCGGGCUGACAUCAGAGCCUUAACGGGAGCCAUGGUCACGAAAGCUGACCUGCAGGCACUAUCAGCCACGCUCCAUGAGGCAAUCAGAUCGGAGGUAGCUACAAUUCAGAGGGACAUAGUAGCUCAAGAUGGACGCAUACAAACCCUGGAAGCAACUCAACUUACAACAAGUAGCAGAUUGGAUGCCACUGAUGCUGCAGUAACAAGGCAAGGCAACAUGCUGCUACAAUUAAGGAGGCAGACUGAGGACCUAGAUAAUAGGGGCCGAAGGUCGAACAUCAGAAUCCGAAACCUACCAGAAGCAGCAGGAGAAGAGGAUGUCCAGGCUACGCUGACUGCCCUGUUCAGGGAAAUCCUAGGCCCGGACUCGCUGCCGCGCAUUGACUUGGACCGCGCACACAGAGCCCUGAGACCGCGCAACGCUGACAAUACACCCAGAGAUGUCAUAUGCUGUCUCCAUGAAUACAAGGUAAAGGAGAUGAUCAUGAACAAAGCCAGACUGAAACCAACAUGGCGGUUCCAAGGAGCGGAGGUAGCCCUAUAUCAAGAUCUCUCCCCACUCACACUUGAGGCCCGCAGAGCGCUGAGACCAGUGACACAACUGCUACGCAGUCGCAAUAUACCGUAUAAGUGGGGAUUCCCUUUCUGCUUACUGGCCAGACAUAAUAAUGAGUGGCGGCCUUUGCGUUGGCCGGAUGAGGUACCGGCUUUUCUUCAAGGCAUGGGCCUUCCACGCACGGAGGUUACGGACUGGAUCCUGAACCCGCUGGAACAGAGACCCAACCAACCAGCCCCGAGAGCACCGAGGCGGCGCAGGGAAGACUCGCCGCUCCGACGGCCGGACCGCAGACCUCUCAAUCCGGCGCAACACCCAGUACAACCUGGAGACUAA
This is a messenger RNA of Pelobates cultripes (western spadefoot toad), 1083 nucleotides long. The record is from the annotation of a GenBank genome assembly. NCBI's taxonomy places the organism in Eukaryota, Metazoa, Chordata, Amphibia, Anura, Pelobatidae.